UUUUGCUGUUCCACCGAAAAGUGGCCCUUUCCUUCGGCACUUCCGUUGUUCCCCAGGACAUUUUGUACAGGUCCUACUAGCUGGGUGGAAAGGAAGGAUUCAGUUAAGGAUGUCGGAAAAAUGUGCACCGGUGUGAAUGCCGGUUCGCGUAAUGAUCGCUGUUCAAUGAGUGGCAAUACCAGCACGGACGAGGACGAGGACGAGGAGGAGACAUCUUCUAGUCCCGGUCAUGGUCAUACGGUUCACAUUAGCCGCGACCGGCUACCGAUCGUAUACCGGCGUGAGUAUUCCGUACGAUUCUGUGGGUUGCAGAAGCUCCAUCCGUUCGAUGCGGCCAAAGGGGCCAACAUCUAUCGAUUGCUGAAGGCCGGAGGGCUCAUACCGAGUGAUGGCACCGUUUACACACCGCCGGAAGUAACACUCGACGAGCUACUAGAUGUGCACACGAAGCGUUACAUUGAGAGUUUAAAGUGGAGCCUAAAUGUGGCCAAAAUAGCAGAAAUCCCACCGUUGAUGUUUGUGCCAAAUUGCUUCGUACAGCGCAGUUACCUGCGCCCGAUGCGUUACCAGACCGGAGGGACACUGCUGGCCGCACGCAUAGCACUACAGUCAGGCCUUGGAUGGGCCAUUAAUUUGGGUGGCGGUUUCCAUCACUGUAGUGCCGAUCGGGGUGGAGGCUUCUGCCCUUACGCAGAUAUCACGCUCACCGUACGCAUGCUGCUGGCGGGAGGAACCGGUAUCGAGCGGAUCCUGAUCAUCGAUCUCGAUGCACACCAAGGAAACGGGUACGCACGUGAUCUGAUGGGUGAUGCGGCCGUGUACAUCUUGGACAUGUACAACUAUCAGAUCUAUCCGCGUGAUCAUCAAGCGAAGCUUGCCAUCAGGCGUGCCGUGGAGCUGAAACCCCAUACAAACGAUGAGGAGUACAUUGGAAAACUGAAAAGAUGCUUGGAGCAAUCGCUCGCAGAGUUUCAACCCAACUUUAUCAUCUACAACGCCGGAACGGACGUGCUAAAAGGUGACCCUCUCGGGCUGCUCGACAUCACUCCGGAGGGUGUGAUGGAGCGUGAUGAAAUUGUGUUCCGUGCGGCGCUGAAGCGAUCGAUCCCCUUGGCGAUGUUAAUGAGCGGAGGAUAUCUGCGAAGCUCGGCACGUGUCAUCGCCAAUUCCAUUCUGAAUCUUCGCGCUAAGGCGUUGCUACCGAUGGUUCAAUAAGAGAAAGAAAAGAAGGGAAGAGAAUAUAAUGGAUGUUCCAGCGUAUUAUCCUUGCUGCGGCUCUAGGAUGGAGAUUGCCCUUAUGGUGAAACGAUAUGUGAUUCGGUAUGGCCGUGAUGAGACUUCCUACAUUGCUAGCUCGGUGCAUUAUUACCUGCGAUGAGCGUGCUCCACUUUAUUCUUCGAAUAUUUAAACUUAAUAUUAAUGAUCCAAAAACCUUAAUAAACUAACAACCAACCCAAAUGAUCCUCGGGAUAUACUAUCUUAUGAAAGAACAUUUGGAUGUUUUUGUUAGAAUUAAAUGGAUUAGUC
Messenger RNA from Anopheles aquasalis, 1528 nucleotides. RefSeq names its product Histone deacetylase 11 (gene HDAC11). The record is from RefSeq and is a predicted model, not a curated record. NCBI's taxonomy places the organism in Eukaryota, Metazoa, Arthropoda, Insecta, Diptera, Culicidae. Gene Ontology annotation, biological process: epigenetic regulation of gene expression. Gene Ontology annotation, molecular function: histone deacetylase activity. Gene Ontology annotation, cellular component: histone deacetylase complex.